AUGGGCAUGUGUCAUGUGUGCUUGGCUGAGGCUGCAUCGAUGUUAGGUUCGCCUCUCGAAAGCCCUGGCUAUGAUGCGAUUCUGGCUGCUUGCAGUCGUGGCAGAGCAUGGCAAGCGGUCUUGCAGCUCAGUGGCGCGAUGAGCAAGGCGGAGGUACUUUGGCCUUCUUCGGCCUUGCCCUGCUUGGCCUCGUUGAAUCGUCCCGUGCGGUUUGGUCACAUGGCUUGCGGUGCUCGCUUCGAGGCCUUGACCUUGGCCGGUCUUUGGGACGAGGUCCUGAAGCUCUUGGUGGAACUGCCGCAACUCUCCUUGCGGCCAUCCAGCGAGGCACUGAAGGCUGGCUUAGCUGCGCUGGAGCAAAUGGGCCACAAGGUGCAAGAAGGGGCCGGGCAUGGCCGGAUUGUGCAGCUCAAGUGCGACGAGCUUCGAUUCUCGCAGAGCAGCAUCAGUUCCAGAUUCCACAACGGGGAGUCUUUAAGAGUGAAGAUCGCUCAGCUUGUCGCUGGCGAAGCUUUGGGCCCCUGGUUUUGCCUCACCGUCGUAAGGUAUGGAGAGCACCUGCUUUGCAUGAGCAAUCGGCGCUUGUACUGCCUGCAGAGCUACCAGAGGUUGAGCCCUCAAUGGGACGGCAUGGUGGAGGUGGAGCUCUUCGAGUGGCCGGAGUUACACUCCAAGCCGGCUGUCUUUCAAGAAUUUGUUCAACAGCUGAACAAGGCUGAAGGAUACAGCUUUCAGGAUGUGACUCUGCGUCCCGGAGCGUCCUGA
Durusdinium trenchii is the source of this 765-nucleotide messenger RNA. Lineage: Eukaryota; Dinophyceae; Suessiales; Symbiodiniaceae. The record is from the annotation of a GenBank genome assembly.